This is a messenger RNA of Elaeis guineensis (African oil palm), 604 nucleotides long. RefSeq lists its product as uncharacterized. The record is from RefSeq and is a predicted model, not a curated record. NCBI's taxonomy places the organism in Eukaryota, Viridiplantae, Streptophyta, Magnoliopsida, Arecales, Arecaceae.
UCCUCCUCAACCACCUCCAUUCUACGACUGCACCGAACAUGGACGGCAUCGAUGGUACUGAUGGCGGAGGAGCCAACGGCGGUGUGGCGGAGGCCCCCACCUUCGAUCUAGAGGCCCCAGCUCUGGUGGCCGCUGCUGGGCCACUGCCGAAGAUGCUGGCCUUCGAAGGGUUUACCGUGACAUCGUUGGCGAUCGGCGCCUUGGUGAGGCCACCAAAGAAGCUCUCAGCUCAUAAGCUCCUACCUGCGGCCUACUACCUUGAUGACUUCGUCCUCUUCCUAUUUGGGGUCGGUCUGAUGGUUCUGAGCGUGGCCGUCGCCGGGAAUCUUGUUCACGGGAACAUCGCGAAAGCUGUGAUGUGGGGGACCCUUGCGCCUCUUCUGCUACUUCUGGCUCUAGAUCCAACUUGUUUUACAGAAGUAGCGAAGAAGAAAGAAUGGUGCCAUGCCAUGAAACAAGAGAUUGCAGCAAUAGAGAAAAAUGAAUCAUGAAAAUUCGUGGACUUAUCCCAAGAAAAAAAUGUCACUGGUUUGAAGUAGAUAUUUAAGACAAAGUAUCAUACUAAUGGAAGCAUACAAAAAUAUAGAGCAUGAUGAGUAGUGAA